GCUUAUUAAAAUAAAAAUUUAAAAGUCUUCAGUGUUCUUCAUGAUCUUGUCUUUACAAACUCCAUAGUUAAUUAUUAUGGAAAUAAUCAUUUAUUUAUAAAAAUUUACUAGAUAUCCCUAAAAUGUCAACUAAAUAACCGUCCGAAAUGAAUUACAACCACAAUCUCAUUACCUAAAAAAACAUUUUAAAAACUUAUUCAAAAACAGUUUUAAUUAUAUUAUUUACAUUAAGUUGAGGUAAUUGUGAAGAAUGUGUCUUUUUGGGCAAUUUGUCACAUUUUCAAUAGAAAUUGACAAAUUGAAUAUGUGUCCGAGAAGUCGCUGUCAUCUAAGUUAUCCAUAGCAAAUACACCCCUCAAGGAAGAGUGUGUUUUCCAAAUCACAUGAACUGCUCUACAUGAUGUCAUUUCCUCCUGAAGAGAAAACUAGCAAGACUCCAAGGCAAAUGCCACGAUUAUCUGCUGCAGAAAAGCAGCGCCGUUACCGUGCACGGCGAGAUGCUGAUCCUGCAAAAAGGGAGGCAUACUUGGCAAAAGGCCGGCAGAAAUGGAGAGAAAAGAGGGAGCAAGGUGCAUACUAUAAGCCCAUAUGUGAACAGAGUGAGAGGGAAAAACGUGCAAAGAGAAAGGCCUGGAGAAGAGCCCAGGAACAGAGCAGACGCAGAAAGAAACAGGCUUCUGCUAUUGUUACCCCACCACUUAGUCCUGACAGCGAGGAACAACCAGUUCCACAACCAGGAAGACAGAGAAUACAAGGAAGAAGGACUAGAAGAAGACGGUACCAGAAAAUAUACAUUGAGAAUCACAAACUCAAGGAAAAGCUUAAAGCUCAAACAAAAACAUCAGACAAAUACCGUAAGCGCUAUGAACGGCUACUGUGCAGUGUCGACUCUCCUAGCAAAAGAACAAAAAGGAUGCUCGGAACAAGUCCAGUCAGUAAUGAUGUGCGGAGAACUCUGGUCUAUCAUCAUGCACUUUUGAAAAGCCUCAAACAAAAAUUUCAGUGUGCAGCAAAAGAAAAGACCAGGAACCUAAUCGCCAGAAUCGUAUCUGGAAAAAUAUUGAAAAAAUACAGGUUCCAGAAAAUCAUUCAUGACACACUGGGUGUCUCAGCCAAACGAUUCUGCAAGAAUGUGAACACAAAGGGGACGAAAUAGCCUGUUAUGCCAGGAAGAAAUACAUAUCCACACACUCAAAACUGCAAGACCAGGUUGUUGCCUUUUACACCAGGGAUGACGCAAGUCGUUCAACAGCAGGUAAAAAGCAGACCGUAACAAAGGGAAAAGUAAAAAAGCAGAAGCGGUUUAUGACUGACACCAUGAACAACCUCCAUAGGAAAUUCCUGCUGGAAAACGUCUCUAGCAAACUUUCCUAUACACUCUUCUGCCGAAUGCGCCCAUACUGGGUAGUCCAUCCAACCAUUUCAGACAGAGAUACGUGUCUAUGUAAGGUGCAUGAAAACUUGGAAUUUAUUGUGGAGAAACUUCAUGGACUUAAACUUCUGGAGAGAACAGAGUUGGAAUCUCUUGCUGAGGAAACUUG
Messenger RNA from Triplophysa dalaica, 1541 nucleotides. RefSeq lists its product as uncharacterized. Bases 398 to 1156 code for a protein of 252 amino acids. The transcript is spliced from 3 exons. The record is from RefSeq and is a predicted model, not a curated record. NCBI's taxonomy places the organism in Eukaryota, Metazoa, Chordata, Actinopteri, Cypriniformes, Nemacheilidae.